GCAUUUGCUUACGGAUCGCAACGGGCCGUAGUUUUGUGUUGUGUUCUCCAUCGCAUAGUACAGAAGAAAAAAAACACAACAUACAAAUAAAAUUUGGAUGUUAAUGAAUGUUAAUUUAUACAUUUUGUAAGAAUCGACAAAAGCGACAAUAACAACAAAAAAAAAACCUCUGCCACAAACAAUAAAAUAUCAUUGACAGACAGGCGAGAGAACGCGCAGUCGAUUAGUUAGUUAUUUUUCGCCGUGAUUUCGUGAAUUCGGGACGCAGUCGUCUAUGAUACAUUGACGCUAUCGGACAUGGAUCCCGAUUUCGUCAACAAAUACAAUCAGGUGCUGAGUCGCCUCAAGCUUGUCGAAAACUUUGACGGUGAUCCCGGCAAGCUACCGCAAUUUCUCCACAAAAUCGAAGCUCUAAUGCCGGCCAUAAACACAUUCGAUGACUACUACAAGGCACAGCUGGUGGGUCACAUCAAGAACAAGUGCACGGAUCGAGCCCGCGAGGCGGUCUUCACACGUCAGCUGAGUGCGCCGGCAGGCAACGGACAUGUGGCAGGAAAUGGGACCGCUUUGCUCAAAGCCGAGUCCUGGCACAAGCUCAAGGAACAGUUGCUGCACAAUUUCGCGGAACGAGAAUCGAGUUACGCUCUAAUACACAAGAUCCGAAGUGCGGUGCUCGACUCGAAUAUCGAAUUGUAUUAUCAGAAGAUGGCGAAGCUCAAGCAGCGUCUGCUAAAUCGCAAACUCACCCACAACGACACACUCUAUGCGCUGGAGGACAUUGAAAGGAUCACGCUUCAAGUUUUUCGCGAUCAUUUGCCCGAACCCACGCAUUCGAUGAUCUUGCGGCGCAAUCCCAAGAGCAUGGAGGAAGCCUAUCGCUACAUCGUGGAGGUGCAACAACAGUUCUACACGCAGAGCGGACCUCUCGGAGGUGAACAUGGCGCCACCUUUAGCACCAGCCACAAGCAAACCUUUGGCAUUGGCAUGGGCGGAGUGGGCAUGGGAACCGUGGGCAUUGGCAGCGUCGGAGGCUCAGGGGUGGGCAUGGGAUUGGGCAUUGCUUCGGUGGGUUUGGCCAGCACGGGACUCUCAUACAAUCGCCAGCUGUCGGACAAGGGUUUCAACAAUCAGUACCAACAGCAACAGCAGCAGCAGAACAACAAGAGCUAUUACAAUCAGGCUGCUCCAGCUGUCGGAGCUGGCAAAACGAGUCCCAUGUUCAAAAGCAACGGCAAUCCCUCCUUCAAGUCUAGCUUUAGCUACAAUGGCAGCAGCAGCAGCGGUGGCUUUAAUAAUUCCUAUUCGAGUAGUAAACUGGACAAGAGCAACAAGUCCAAGGAUGCGGGCAAGACCAAGGGCAACACAGGCAGCAGUUGGCGCAAGUAAAGUUGCGGGUUUUAUGUCAUGAGCUAAUUCCCCCAUUUUCACUCUCCAUGACCUAAUCUCUGACUAAGCCAAUGAUCGGCUCGCAGUGCGAUUUGCCAUUGCCAUUGCAUGCCUCAUGCUAAUUAUUACCCCCCACCUUUGCUCUUCCCCCUUCAUUCCCCUUCCCAUCUGCCCCUGACCCUCUCUAAUAGACAGGUGGAUGCCGAGCCGGAUGAUUCCGCUGCUGUUGCUGCUGUUGUUGCUGCUGCAAUUCACCGAUGAUGAUGAUGAUGAUGAUUGCACUCCCGACACUGAACCCGCCAUGGCGCAUGUUAAUUAUUAGAUCAUAAGACUCGAAGUGUAUAUAUAUUGCCCCCCUCCCCUAGACUCCCCUCUCGUUGUAAGCCCUAAUUCCCCUAACUGAAAUAUAUUGUUGUUGUUUAUGAAAUAAAGUGUCAAGUCUAACACCAUUGAUAAUCGUCUA
Messenger RNA from Drosophila sulfurigaster albostrigata, 1849 nucleotides. RefSeq lists its product as uncharacterized. The transcript has a single exon. The record is from RefSeq and is a predicted model, not a curated record. Lineage: Eukaryota; Metazoa; Arthropoda; Insecta; Diptera; Drosophilidae. The coding region runs from base 298 to 1386 and encodes 362 amino acids.